ACCAGUAGUAUCUCUGCAUCACCAGAAGACCAUACUCAUCAUCAUACGUGCAUCAACCAGGAAAAAGUUUCAGCUAAACAUGACUCGAGCCAUCACAUUGCUGUCUAUAUGCCUGGGUGUUCUCCUCCCACUCAUUGCUGCACGAUCAGUCAAACGCUUAUGUUCAGGAGACAGAGAAUAUAAGUCCUGUACACCAACCUGCGAUAACUUGAAGCCUAACUGCCCUAAAGCGAGAUCUCCAGGAUGUGUCUGUGGAAGCGGCACUGUAGAUAAUGGCUUAGGUGAAUGUGUGAAUAUUGAAAAGUGUGAUUUCUGCAGCGGGAACACAACAUAUAUCUCAUGCGGCAGACUCUGCUUCCCUCAACAAAUUUGCGCAGCAGUCUGUGUUGAGAUGUGCGUCUGUAAAAGCGGCUAUGUGUCCCUACCUAACAGCGACAGAUGUGUCCUUCGUCGGGAUCUCCCCUAAAGUAGAUACAACAUUUAAACCGUCUCAUGUGUGUCUUAUUAACAAUUGUCAAAAUCUUAUGUGACCUCAUUAUAAGGAGAGAUGUCCGAUAUAAAUAAAGUGAUUGCAGACAUUGA
Messenger RNA from Bufo gargarizans (Asiatic toad), 582 nucleotides. Its product is annotated as zonadhesin-like. The record is from RefSeq and is a predicted model, not a curated record. The transcript has 4 exons. Lineage: Eukaryota; Metazoa; Chordata; Amphibia; Anura; Bufonidae. The coding region runs from base 80 to 466 and encodes 128 amino acids.